Messenger RNA from Coniosporium apollinis CBS 100218, 582 nucleotides. RefSeq lists its product as uncharacterized. Gene Ontology annotation, cellular component: mitochondrial outer membrane. NCBI's taxonomy places the organism in Eukaryota, Fungi, Ascomycota, Dothideomycetes. The transcript is spliced from 4 exons. The record is from RefSeq and is a predicted model, not a curated record. The coding region runs from base 1 to 582 and encodes 193 amino acids.
AUGACGACCUACAUCCCCUCUCUCACGCUGCCCUCGGCCGUCUUCGAGCAGCCCGCCGUCUCCGUCCUGGUCCCUCUAGCGCUAGGCCUCGGGGUAGGCUACUCAACGCGCCCCACCCAGGCCCAAAAGCUCGCCCGCGAGCUCCGCCAGCCCCCCGGCCACCCGCCGCCGCAGUACUUCGGCCCUGUAUGGAGCUUCCUGUACGCCAGCAUGGGCUACGCCGCCUACCGCGCCUGGACGGCCGGGAUGGAGUCGUUUGACGUGCGGAAGGUCCAGCUCGCCAAGCAAGGCGCAACCCUCUACACCAUCCAGCUCGGCCUGAACCUCAUCUGGAUGCCGCUGUUCUUCCGUCUCGGACGGCCUGUGGAGGCUUCGGUUGAUAUUGUCGCGCUCACGGGUAUUACUGCUUAUCUCGCGUAUAUCUGGGGACAGGUCGACGAGGUGGCGGGGUGGCUGCUCGUGCCGUAUAUCGGGUGGUUGAGCUUCGCGACAUACCUAUCCGUGGGCGUCGGACAUCUCAACCAUUGGGAUUUUGAGGGGAAGGAGAAGGACGCUGCGAGGGAGGCUAAGAAGGAGGAGUGA